Messenger RNA from Rhipicephalus microplus (southern cattle tick), 774 nucleotides. Its product is annotated as tigger transposable element-derived protein 4-like. NCBI's taxonomy places the organism in Eukaryota, Metazoa, Arthropoda, Arachnida, Ixodida, Ixodidae. The record is from RefSeq and is a predicted model, not a curated record.
AUGGCAAUUUUCGAAAACUGGCUACGGGAGCUAGAUGCAAGAUUUACAAGGCAAGGCGGGAAGGUUGUCUUGAUCGUGGAUAAUUGUCCUGCCCAUCGUCAGGUUGAUGGACUCAAGUCCAUCAGUCUCGAGUUCUUGCCAGCCAAUAUCACUGCAGUGAUCCAGCCAAUAGAUCAAGGGGUAAUACAGAACAUAAAAGUUCAUUACCGGAGACAGCUGCUCCAGCGAAUGCCGCUUUGUGCUGACACUGACAAGUACUACAAUGUAGAUUUGUUGGCUGCUAUUCACAUUUUGGCCCACGCCUGGGAGCAAGUACAGACAACAACCAUACAGAGGUGCUUCCACCAUGCGGGCUUUCAAGCUCAAGAACUAGUACAUGAAGAGGAAAGCCUGGCUGAUGCUGAUGCUGAUGCAGUAUUUGAUCAGGUUGUGCCUUCUACCCCUUUCACACGACAGGACUAUGAGACGAUUGAUGAAAGUGUUCAAGCCUGUUGCCAGGAGAUGCUUGAGGAACUGAUUGCUGAAGUGCAAGCUGACAAUCAACCUUUCUCCAGCGAUGAGUGUGAUGACAUCAUUGCCAGUGCAGAGGUGCCACCGGACAGUGCAGCUAAGGAGGCUGUUGAACUUUUGCAGCGAUAUUUUGAGCAUGAGAGUUGUCCUGACUUUCUGUCUAGCUUGUCAAGCAUGGGUGCUUACUUUGUUAAGAAGCAGCUCAAGCAUGCCAAGCGAACCACACUUCACUCAUUUUUUGCCCCUACUCAUCCUGAUAAGUAA